This is a messenger RNA of Clonostachys solani, 1629 nucleotides long. Lineage: Eukaryota; Fungi; Ascomycota; Sordariomycetes; Hypocreales; Bionectriaceae. The record is from the annotation of a GenBank genome assembly.
AUGACACCCAGCGCAACAGCCUCGACUCCCUUGCUGAGCUCUUGGGCUCAGAAUGAGGAGCACUCCGCAAGUGGCACAGUCGGCAAUGAUGACGAUGAAAGAACUGUUAUUCAGGUCGAUCUUCCGUUUGCGAAGAAGGCCGCCAUUAUGUGUCUGGCGUGGUUCGGCAUCUUCCUCGGAUCCGUGGAUUCCACCAUCAUCGCCACACUCUCUGGUCCCAUUGCUAGUGAAUUCGGAUCCCUAAAUCAGCUCUCAUGGCUUGCAACAGCAUAUCUAAUCGCCAACGCCGCCUGUCAGCCGCUGUCUGGUCGGAUUACGGAUAUCUUCGGGCGAGGCCCGGGUAUAGCCGUUAGCCACGCCUUCUUUGCGUUGGGUAACCUCAUGUGCGGGCUUGCGCCGAACCAAUAUGUCAUGAUCCUCGGGCGCGUUGUGGCAGGUCUCGGCGGAGGCGGCCUCGUUACCAUCGCUAUCUUCUUGAUCUCUGAUCUAUUCCCUCUCCGCCAGAGAGGCAUGGUCUCCGCGAUUGGCAACCUAUGGUUCGGUGCAGGCCUGGUGCUUGGCGGUCUCAUUGGCGGCCUUCUGAACGACUAUACGAAGCUGGGAUGGAGGCUCGCAUUCCUCAUACAAGUGCCGCCUGGGUUGCUGUCAGCUGUCGCCGUCCUUCUCAUGAUCAAGGUUCCACCAAAAGAGUCCAAAAAGUCCAGGAUGGCACGCAUCGACUUUUUCGGCGUGCUGUUGACAUGCUCUUCCCUCGUGCUGUUGCUAUACGGAUUUAGCAACGCCGGGACUGUGUUCCCAUGGACACACCCCGUGACGUUAACGACGAUCCCACUGGCUGUUGUCUUGCUCAUUGGAUUUUUCUUUUGGGAGGCAAGAACUCCGCAACCGAUUAUCCCGGUCAGGUUACUUCUUGAUCCAACAGUGCUCGCUAGCUGCCUGACGAGCCUGCUAACGGUCAUGAUAUUCAUGACAUCCUUGUUCUACGUUCCAUUGUACCUGCAGGUAUUGGGUGACUCCGCUACCACUGCCGGCGUGAAGCUUCUUUCUUCUUCCCUUGCUGUUCCGAUAGGGUCAUUUGGUGCCGGUUUCCUCAUGACGAGAACAGGCAAGUAUAUUGGGCUUGCAUAUACCAGCAUUCUAGCAUUUACGUUCGGGGUCAGCCUGUUCAGCCUCCAGAGUUCCAACAGCCCCGCCUGGCUAACAUGUCUUGCGCUGUUCUUCGUCGGAGGGGGCUACAACGCAACGGUGACGACCACUCAGGUUGCGUCCGUCGCGGCCGUGGACCACUCCCAGCAAGCAGCCGUGACAUCUGCGGUUUUCAUGGCUCGAAGCAUCGGGAGCACCCUUGGUUUGGCCAUCGCGUCUGCUGCAUAUCAGAAUACCUUAAGACGGGGGCUCUCGGAGAGGUUUGGCAAUGAAUCAAACGCGAGACGGGUAAUUGAUCUGAUCAUGAAUGAUCUCAAUGAAUUGAAACGGCUACCAAGAGGCUGGUACGAAGGCACCUUGGCUUCGUUCAUGGAAGCGUUCCGGGCUGUGUGGUUUAUUUUGCUCGGCAUGGCAAUCUUGAACUUCAUCUGCCUACUUCCAAUACGGCAGCAUAAGCUGCAUCCAACUGUAGACAGGAAUUGA